CACAGCACAUAGUAAAUGUUUGCUGCCAGUCAAAAGAUACUGUGUUAAAAAGGUUGAUUUUGUGGCUUCAUUGCCAGUUAUAAACCGUACCCUAAAGUCUCAGAGAAGUCUAAGAAACUGGACAUUAUUGUGGCUGCUGCAGAAAAGUUUUUUUGGCUUAAGGAUUUCACAUCUUUAUUAUAAUUUUUUAUGUUUAGUAGUUUGUUACGCUUUUGGGGAAUCCUGUUUCCAUCCCGCACAGUAGGUGGCGGGAUGCACAAUAAAUUGUGCGAUCACUAAUUUACCAUAGAAGAAGAAUACAUUUUUAUGUGUGUGUGAGAGUUGAAGAUGGCCGCCGCUAACAUGGCGAAAGACGGUUUUCAAACCCAGUUCGCCUCUGUUAUGGAGAAGGUGCUGAAGACAGCAGUCAUUGAGACAACGACACUUUUCGAAACAACUAUUGAGGAACUGCGAGCUGAAAUAUCCAGAAUAAAAGAAGAGAACGAGGACCUCAAAUCGAGUCUUCGAUCCCCUGAAAAUGCGAAGAAAUCGACUGGUGAAAGUGAAAGCCAAACCGCGGAGACUGGUUCUAGUCAAACAACCUCACAUAUCGGCAAACGUGACAUUGGCGUUCAAUGUGUUCUGACAGUGCAAGCUUUGCCGCGGGCUGGGGAGCAGCACCUGCGCUCAGAGGACCAGGGGACAGGGCUGCACCAUGGGGCCUAUGAUGAGGAGGGCAACCCACAGAUGGCCUUUGUACUGAUCAAACAGGAGGUGGACUGGGAGGCAGACUAUUCUGAUGACUACUCCCCUGGGUACAUACUGCUGAAGCAGGAGGGGGGAGAGCCCCCGACACUGGUCCGCAGACAACCUCUCAGAGAGUUACCAGGCAGAGCCCUGGUCCCUCCUGGAGCUGUCAGGGCCCUGGUCAACCGUUACACCCAGGAAAGGCCUCCCACCACCCAGCCUACCGCAGGAGCCGCAGCGGCCCUCCUCCAGGGAGAUCCGGAGGCCCCCCAGGCUCUCAGCCCAUCCCAGCCCAGGACCAGAGGGGUUACCAGGGGCAGUGCAGGGCAGGACCAAGCCCCUGGAACAGAACAGCAGUCACUGGUAAUACCAGUGGCAGAGUCUCCAUCAACAUUACACCUGACAGCAUCUCCUCAAUUACCAGGCACUAUCCAGUCUACAUCAACUGUCCUGUCGACUGUAAUGGUCCAGUCCACGGUAACUACUCUGUCAAAAGAAACUGUCCAAACGACCACAGCGGUCCAGUCUACCGUAACGGCGACAGCAGCAGCGUCAGAGCGCCCGCCACCUGUCCUCUCCGGGUUACCCAGUACCCCUUUUCAGGAUACACAGCCCAGCCUCGUACCCCCUCGUCCACCCCGACCUCCUCGAGCACCACCAUCACAGUCUCACACAGACGUACUACCUGUAGCUCGUCCAAUAGUAGUGCCCUCAACACAACCAGCUAGGCCUACAGCCGUACCCGAUGGACCACCGGCCGCACCACCAACACAACCGCAACCGCCUACAGUUUUGGAGCAGUCGGGUGUUGCCACGGCAACUCUGCCAACACCGGUCCAGUCCGCUCCGUUGCUGACUUUGUCUGAAGAACUUGCCGGCCCCCCUGAGAAGCAGGCGUCGUUGGUCACUGAGCAUAUGCAACGCUCCUCCACCGUGCCACCUCCGAAGUCACCUGCUGUCCCAGAGACAUCUGAUGAAGCCUCUGUACAGCCGUCAGCCCCUGCUGUAACCACACCCUCACCCUCUGGCCCCUGUCAAAUGUCUAAGACACAGUUUAUAGCUCAGUUGUCAGUAGUACCCCAAGUACGCACCCCGCCGAGGGUGGAGGAAGAUGAGGAGGGGGAGAGGCUUUCCCCCCUCCCUGCCAUGUCUACGGAAGCUGUGAUAACCAGGUCUGUCGCUACGGAGACGACCCCCGCCGGCGAGAAAAAGGAGGAGAUUGUUGUCCAGUUAGGCGCCGGCAGAAAGUCAAGUCGACGUGAAGCGAUCCUCUCCGGUCUCCGCCGCCGCUUGAGGCCCCGCCCACAGGACAGCACGCCAUCUCCCGUGGUUGCUAAGAAACCCAGAGGAGAUAGAACCGCCCCUCUAGACCACGACUACUCAAAGGUGAUGCAGAACGGAGGAGAAAAGUCCAGUGAAUCACACCUUGACCAGGAUGUAGUAGAGGACACCGCUAACGGUGUGACGGCCGACGACGAGUCUACUGGACAAGGAAGUAGUAACCAAGUCAUCAGUGAGGAAGAGGGAGGAGCUAACACUGAUGUGACCUCCCCGACUAGACAGUCACCUAUUGGUGGAGGAGGAGGCGUGUCCAAAUCCAAGAAGAGAAACAUGACCUGGGUGCAGGCUCAGAGAGGUUUGGCCCUAGCCCAGGCUAAGAGGAGUAGGUCAAAGGUCACCAAGGCAUCACAGCGAGGUCAGAGAUCAGAGCUUAGAGGUCUGGUCACACAGACACCGUUUCUGCCUUCCACCGCACAGCGCCGCCGGUCGUACAGCCCCAGCCCUCAUGCUGCGUCUACCUCCAGCCUCAGCCCACGCCGCACCAGCCCACGUUGCACCAGCCCUCACGGUUCCCCACACCAGGCUACGGGGGCGAACGUGAACCCUUCUCCUGCCACCCCUCCUCACCAGUUCAAGGUCACUUCCACCACCCCUCGUCGCGGAAGACCUCGUUCGGCGGCCGUGGCGGCUUUAAAUUUGAAACUGUCUCCCUCCACCCCUCAACCUAUCCCCUUCAUUGUCACCGUCAGCCCUCGCUCUGGAUUCAAAAAGUCCCCCCAGUGCACGCUGACGUUCCAGCAGGCGCAGCGGUAUCGCAAGUCACAACCGACAUGGUCGCCGCCAGGACCGUACCUGCUACAACAGUCUCCCCAGUCUCCACGGAAACGUUUUGCCAAGAACCAGUGCGCAGACUGCGGUCGCGUCCUGAGCAGCGCCGCCGCUUUAGAGAGCCAUGCUUCCAUCCACACGGGGAAGCGCCCUUUCGCCUGCUCCGCCUGCGGCAAGGACUUCCCCAACCUCAAGGGCCUCAACCGCCACGCCCGCGUCCACGGCGACCAGCGGGGCCACCAGUGUCCGAAGUGUGACAAGACCUUCGUCUACGGCUUCGGCCUGACCAAGCACGAGCAGAUGGUCCACAGCGGCGUGCGCCCAUUCGUCUGCCCGAUCUGUGACAAACGCUUCGUCAUCCGGCGCGACAUGGAGACCCAUCUCCGCGUUCAUACUGGAGAGAAACCGUUUGCCUGUUCCCUCUGUGUGAAGCGGUUCAAGAGGCGUGUGGAGCUGAAUGUUCACCUGAGGUGGCACAACGGGGAGAAGAGACACUGGUGCUCGUACUGCGGGAAGGGAUUUCUGGAUUACAAUAAUCUGAAGAGGCACAAACUGGUCCACACCGGAGAGAAACCCUACACCUGCUCUGAGUGUGGCAAGCACUUCAAACAGACUGGCCAUCUGAAGAAACACCUGAAGACCGUACACAAAGACAGAAAGAGGGCAGGGGACGAGUCUUAAAUGGGACCCUAUUCCCUAUAUAGUGCACUACUUUGGACUAGAAAUAUAUAGCACUAUAUAGGGAAUAGGGUGUCAGAUGGUGAUGAGGGAAUAGUUCACUCUGUUUGCUGUGAAUUCAAAACCCAGCUGUGUUAGUUUAAUUGAAGCAGGGAUGUAUUGAUUAUCAGCGCUUUGGUUCUGUAAACAUUUGAGGUCGCUAUUGUUGUUUUGAAGAAUCAUGCCCCGAAUGUAGCAAAAUGUAAAAAAGAAAAUAAAUGUUGAAUUGAG
Coregonus clupeaformis (lake whitefish) is the source of this 3783-nucleotide messenger RNA. RefSeq lists its product as uncharacterized. The record is from RefSeq and is a predicted model, not a curated record. Lineage: Eukaryota; Metazoa; Chordata; Actinopteri; Salmoniformes; Salmonidae. The transcript is spliced from 4 exons. Bases 328 to 3516 code for a protein of 1062 amino acids.